Molecule: messenger RNA, 910 nt
Organism: Plutella xylostella (diamondback moth)
Lineage: Eukaryota; Metazoa; Arthropoda; Insecta; Lepidoptera; Plutellidae
Source: RefSeq, a predicted model, not a curated record
CCUCCUAACCUAAAUUUUUGUAGGUAUUUUUAUCACCAAAAUGCUACAGCAUCUCUUAAAAUCCUUAAGCGUGAUAUUUAUUAUAAUAAAUGAAGUAAAAACUCAAAGAAAUGAUGCAGACUCCAAUGAGCCAAAGUUGGGGCCAAGGUUGGCCCAACCUAACGUACUGGGAGUAAUUUUGAAUAAGUAUCGAAAAACGGAGACAAGUACUGAAGCCUAUUAUGAGCUGAUUAGGGAUGACGACAAAGCUCCUAUAAGAGAAAAGCGGAAAACGACCACAACAACGACAGAGAAGGUCUACCAAGCCUACAUCGACAUGACCACGGAGAGAACGGGCAAGGUGCGGCGCGCCAUGCUGAGCCACCUGAAUGGCACUGUCAUUAUUCCGAUACCGUACACGGAUGUUAUUGUAGAGAUGCAAACUCUUUUCUUCUUGGCUGCCAGUAUUGUGUUCGCUAUGCGGUGCUGUUGCAAUAGGGCGCAAUGUUAGUGGAGUGGAGUUUUGUAAGUGAUCAGCGUAAAGACUUGUGAAUGUAACCUAUACUGAUGUGAAUUUCGGAAUUAUAUCGUGCAUUAAGUACAUCAUAUUUGAUGCGCAUGUCUAAUCUGAUAAGAGAAACAUAUUUUUUUGUUUUUAGAAGAUGUGGAUAAUGAUAUCGGAUCCAAAUGAAUAAAAAAUAAAAGUUACUUUGUAAACUUGUAUAUUUUACGACAUACAAUAAUACUUUCAUUUCAUUACACUAUUCGUUUUAAUACUUACAACAUCGAAGUCUUAAAAUUGUAUUAAUUAGUUCGAUAAAAAACACCUUUUUAUACAAUUGAAUACUACCAAGUCAACUAUAACAUAACAUAACCCACAUUUGUAAUUAAUAAAACUCAUUUCAUUAAUAUAAAAUUAAUCUACUAGAUU